UGCGACAAAAGGUGUUAGACUGCUUGAGUGAAUUAAUCCGUGAGUGCAGAGAAGUAUUUAAGAAGAGUUUAACAACUUUAAGAAAUAAACCGUACAACCAACAUCAAUGAUGGUGCUAGGCUACAAAUUUACGAUUUUUCUCGUUUUCACCACUGUAUACGUAGCAAAAACUCAGGACAACCACGGAAUUUCCCUUUACGAUUUCAAGACGCAUACAUUAUUUCCAAAAGACGACGAAGGGAAUACACGUCUACCAUACACCUACACUUCAACUGUCCCACCAAUAUUUCGUGGGCCCGUGUGCCCCCGUCACAGUCAUAUCUUCAGUUUCUCUAACGUCGGUCUUCAAAAAAUCGGUCGAGACUUUAUCAACAGCAAUGACAUCAUCAAUCUAAGACUCGAUGACAAUAACAUAAGUGAUAUUUCGCCAUUCGCUUUCCGCAAUAUGCGAAACCUGCAGUAUCUGGACCUUUCCGGAAAUAAAAUUCCGAAAGAAAAGCUAUUGUCGUUGACCGGAAACGAAAAAUUAGAGGUGUUAAUUAUCGAUAACAACCGAGAUUCUCAUAACCCCGUGACAAAUACCCUGAUUGAAUAUGAAGUUUUUUCAAAUUUGAAAUAUCUGCACCUGUGCAAUAGUCAAUUAGGGAACUUCCAAGUGCCUUUUCAGCUCGCUACACCCAUCUUGACUCACUUAUAUCUGAACAAUAACAGCAUCAGUUCCAGUGAUGUCGUCUUCGAAAAUAUUCCGGCAACAUUAACUCAUCUUCACCUAAAGAAAAAUUUGAUCGAUCGAGUCAAACAAGGAAAACUCAGGAACUUACGGGAACUCAUUAUGGACGAUAACGCCAUUACCCAAGUAUGCUUUGAGGACUGCGAAGACAAAUCCAUAUCCUUGAAAGACGCUGUAUUAUUACAGAAUCUGUCUUUAGCCAACAAUCUGAUCUCAGAAAUAUCGCCCGAUGCCUUCAGUGACACGAGACAUCUGUCAAUAUUAGAUCUCUCGGGCAACAAGAUCACCGAUGUGCCCAAGAACACUUUUAAUAAUACUAUUAGCAUAACUGCUCUUUCUUUGGCUAACAAUACACUUGCUACCGUACCGGAUGUUUGCCCGAUGUUUCGCCUAAGGACUCUGGAUCUGUCUGAAAAUCGCAUCAGUGCAAUUCUCUCAGGCACUUUCUGUCCUUACUUGAGUAGUUUGGAGUAUUUAUAUUUAUCAAACAAUGCUAUAACCACCAUUCAGUUCCGAGCUUUCCAUAAUCUUCAGAAAUUGAAAUAUCUGGACCUUUCCGGAAAUCGACUUAGGGAGCUUCCGAUGAACUGGGGAUACACGUUGUUCAUUCAAGAGCUGCAUCUUGAACGAAAUAACUUCACCGAACUGGACAACAUAUCAUUAAUUAACCUUAAAGAGCUGACAAAUGUUUACCUUGAUGAGAACCCUAUGCCAAUAUUGAGAGCAGAAUCUUUCCGAUCGCUUCCAGGACACUUAAGAGUACAUUUGAAGAAUAUGCGUGUUGAGGAUAAAUGCGCACAGUGUCAAUGCGAUAAUGACGAAGAAGAGGGUGAUAAUGAGGAUGAUAACCACAAUAACUAUAAUGAUGAUAAUUCUAUAUAAUUCUAAUAAUAUUUUUUGGUAAUAAUUCAAGAAAUAUUUACCGUUAGAAUUAUGAUAAGAUUUCUUAAUGAUUGGAAAUACAUUUUCUUAGCAUUUAACAGUUUUAUUUUUAAAAAAUGUUGCAAAUAAGUUUUGUGGAAAUAUGAGAAAUCCGAAAUAAGGCAAAAAUUAAGUAUUUCGGUGUACAUUAAAUUAAAACGUAUUGGUGAAAAAAAGAAAAGUAAUUUAUAAUAAAAUCUUUUUAUCACUUAUAAGAGAAAUAUAUUAAUAGUACCUUAUAGUACUUAUUUUCAGAGAUCCUCUCUAUUUGUAUUAAAAAUACUAUUUUUAGAAAGUUUUAAAAAUGUUUCACAUAAAACAUGGUAAAUAAUGAAACAAGUACAUCAGUUUUAAUUUAGCUAAUGCAUAUUUUUCGAAUUAUCUUUUAUUGUGUAACUCAUUUAGCGGAUAU
Molecule: messenger RNA, 2063 nt
Organism: Temnothorax curvispinosus
Lineage: Eukaryota; Metazoa; Arthropoda; Insecta; Hymenoptera; Formicidae
Product: slit homolog 1 protein-like
Exons: 3
Coding region: 107-1612 (501 amino acids)
Cellular component (GO): plasma membrane
Molecular function (GO): protein binding
Source: RefSeq, a predicted model, not a curated record